Messenger RNA from Ctenocephalides felis (cat flea), 546 nucleotides. Its product is annotated as zinc finger protein 708-like. Gene Ontology annotation, cellular component: transcription regulator complex; PcG protein complex. The coding region runs from base 1 to 546 and encodes 181 amino acids. Gene Ontology annotation, molecular function: DNA-binding transcription factor activity, RNA polymerase II-specific; RNA polymerase II cis-regulatory region sequence-specific DNA binding. The transcript has a single exon. Gene Ontology annotation, biological process: regulation of transcription by RNA polymerase II. The record is from RefSeq and is a predicted model, not a curated record. Lineage: Eukaryota; Metazoa; Arthropoda; Insecta; Siphonaptera; Pulicidae.
AUGAAAAGACAUAUGCUCGUUCACACUGGUGAACGUUCUUAUAAAUGUACAAUAUGUGAUAAGACAUUCUCACAAUCGAGUGGCUUGAAUCAACACAUGCUAACUCACACUGGGGAACGUCCUAAUAAAUGUGAAAUAUGUCAUAAGACAUUCUCUCGUUUGAGCGAUUUGAAUCGACAUAUGCUCAUUCACACUGGGGAACUUCUUCACAAAUGUACAAUAUGUCAUAAGGCAUUUGCACGUUCGACUAGCUUGAAACAACAUAUGCUCACUCACACUGGUGAACGAGCUCAUAUUUGUAGAAUAUGUGGUAAGAAGUUCAUACGUUUGUCUCAUUUGAAUCAGCAUAUGCCCAUUCACACUGGUGGACUCUCUACCAAAUGUACAAUAUGUGAUAAGACAUUUAGACAAUCGAGGAGCUUGAAACAACAUAUGCUCAUUCACACUGGGGAACGUCCUAACAAAUGUACAAUAUGUGAUAAGACUUUUACACAUUCGAGUAACUUGAAUAGACAUAUGCUCAUUCACUCUAGGCAAAAUAUGUGA